This is a messenger RNA of Saccostrea cuccullata (small rock oyster), 1382 nucleotides long. RefSeq names its product copper chaperone for superoxide dismutase-like. Bases 107 to 865 code for a protein of 252 amino acids. The transcript is spliced from 7 exons. Gene Ontology annotation, molecular function: copper ion binding; superoxide dismutase copper chaperone activity. The record is from RefSeq and is a predicted model, not a curated record. Lineage: Eukaryota; Metazoa; Mollusca; Bivalvia; Ostreida; Ostreidae. Gene Ontology annotation, biological process: superoxide metabolic process.
AAUAGAAAUCUGCUAAGAUAAUCUUCUUUCAUUUGGACAACGUUUUGCCUUCAAUUGAUUGUGAAAUACGAAUCAUUCUUGGAACGAUUCUUACAUUUCUUCAAACAUGGCAGCCUCCAGGGAAGACAGUGCUGUGAUGGAGUUUGCUGUGAAUAUGACAUGUGAGGGCUGUGUUAAAUCUGUGAAAAAUUCACUUCUUGAUGUAAAUGGUGUAAAGUCAGUUGAGGUGAACUUGGCAACAGACCAGGUAAUUGUUGAAAGUACUUUGACCUCUAAUCAGAUCCAAGCAUUGAUAGAAAAGACCGGGAAAAAGGCAGUUCUUCAGGGGUAUGGAUCACUGAAUAAGACCCCUGUUGAGUCAGGUGUGGUUCAAUUAAACACUGGUGAUGACAGAAUCCAGGGAGUCAUACGAAUGGUCCAAUCAAAUUCAUCCAAUUGCAUCAUAGAUGGCACUAUUGAUGGUCUACCGCAUGGGAAACACAGACUUUUUAUACAUGAACUCGGGGAUAUUUCCCAAGGAUGUGACAGUUGUGGAGAAAUUCUUGGAAGACUGAGUCCUCAGACAGAAAAGCCUGUAGGUGACCUAGGAGAAAUUGAAGCUGCAGCUAAUGGCCGGGCAGAUUUCAGAUUGACCAGCAAAAGAUUAAAAGUCUGGGAAGUCAUUGGAAGAUCUCUAGUUGUUCAUCAAGAGACACCAGAAAGUUUAACUUCACAGAUCCAGAAAAAACUUUCCUGUGGCAUAAUUGCAAGAUCAGCAGGACUCUUCCAGAAUUCCGAGAAAAAAAUCUGUUCAUGUGAUGGAGUGACAAUCUGGGAUGAAAGAAAUGUUCCUGCUGCAGGCCAUACAAGGAAAUCCAAAAUAUGAUUUUUGGGUCAAGGACAAAUGUAAAAAAAAAUGAGAUUCAAGUGUCAAGGACACAAAUCCAGGAAGAAGACAGUAAUGAUGCCAUAUACACCAUGAUUAUAGUUCUGUUGAUUGAUGUUUCACACUUAAGCAUCUUCUGAAAAUGCAGAUACAUUUUUGUCAACUCAUACAUCUUCAUGAAACAUUUUAAUGACAAGGUUAGAAUUGCAGUUCUUCAUCAAUUUUGGUACGUUUUCACAUCAUCAAAACUUACUUCUCUAUGGUACUUCAUGUAUGAAGAAAUGCACCUCGGGUGAAGGUUGUUGGAUGUGAGCCUAUUGUUGUAUUAUAUAUAUUAGAUUGUAGCUUUAACUCAAUUUAAUUGAAUUAAACAUUGUUUUGUAUUCCAUUCCAAUUGUAGCCAAAAAAUAAUACAAUGUAUUGAUUUUUUGUCGUCGGCUUUAUUAUCAUUAGAGGGGUGUAUACAGACAUCUCCCAAGCUUGUUGAUUUUUAAAUUAUAAAAUAAAUACUUAAAAC